Rubroshorea leprosula is the source of this 1709-nucleotide messenger RNA. The record is from the annotation of a GenBank genome assembly. NCBI's taxonomy places the organism in Eukaryota, Viridiplantae, Streptophyta, Magnoliopsida, Malvales, Dipterocarpaceae.
GGGCACAACCAAAGGAAAAGAAAUAAAUUGUUGCAAUUCCAGAGCAAGAGUUUUUGUGAUGGAACGGCAACCAAAAAGUUCUUCUUUGAGGCAUAAGCUCUCUUUCCAGCAGCAGUCCAGCAACAGUAGAUCUUCUUUCAUGCUGAAUUUCCCCUGCUCUGAACAUCAGAAAGAUUUGGGACUGUCAAACCAUACAACUGAUACUGUGGUAGCUAUGGACGAAUUAAUUUGGGCAGCAGCAUGGUUGUACAAUGCCACAAAGCUUGAAAAAUACCAGAACUACAUUUUUCAGAACAUGAGCAAACUGGAGGCCUAUUUUUCCAAUGGUAGCUUUUCAGAAUUCGGGUGGGAUAACAAACAUGCUGGUAUAAAUGUCCUCAUUUCUAAGUUGAACAUGACUGACACAGAGAGUUCUCACCUAUUUCUUUCCAAUGCCGAUAAGUUGGUGUGUUCAUUGUUGCCCAAUUCAGGGACCUCAAGUGCCUCCUUCUUACAAGGUGGGCUUCUUUUCAAACAAGGCGGAAGCAGCCUAGAACAUGCCACAGCUCUAUCGUUCCUUCUACUGGUCUAUGGGCGCACUUUGGGUCAAACCAGGAGACAAGUCCAUUGUGGUGAGACGAUCGUUACUCCUGAAAGGCUUACAGAGUUCGCAAGAGGCCAGGUGGAUUACAUUCUAGGAAACAAUCCGUUGGGCAUUUCGUUCAUGGUUGGAUAUGGGAAGAAAUACCCACAGAGAAUACGCCAUAAAGGAUCUUCACUGCCAUCCAAGUCGACACACCCAAAGCGCAUUGAUUGUAAGGAAGGAUUAUCUUAUUACAACAGCUCAGAUCCCAAUCCCAAUUUGGUAAUUGGAGCUGUGGUUGGAGGACCUGAUAUCAACGGUGUAUAUGAUGAUUCUAGGGAUUCAAUGCACUCGGAGCCAAAAAUGUAUAUUAACGCCCCACUUGUGGGUGUUCUCGCAUACUUAAAGAUUUAUCAAAAGAGCAGAUACCUUAACCUUGUGGGGCGGGGACCGGUGCUGCCGCUGUGGCAGGAUUAUUGUGGUGGAAGGGGAGUCACCGGCGGACCAAUUGUUGGAGAAGAAGAAGCCCAGAGUAAAUCAGCUACAAGAGCAAGCACCAAGAGCAGGACGCAUCCCAAAAUCAAUCUUGUAGUUGCAGAAGUAUGCUUUCCCGUCGUCGGCCUCGCCAUUGAAUCCAAUCAAUUCUCAUUCAUUCCUCAAGAUCAUCAGAAACCCACUCCAUUUGUCCUCUCUACAGAAACUUUUCUACUUAAAUUGGAACAAGAUCCACCGCCACUGCCUUGCUUGGAAUGAAUUUUUCCAUCAAUGGUAAACUACAAUGCUAUAAGUAAAAUGUACGACAUAACAUAAUAUUAACUGAGUGAAUGUAUUCAAUAUCAUACGCAUGUCGUAUUGUAAGUAAGCAUUGUACUUAAACAUUGUAGGUGAAUCAUUUUCCAGACUAUAAACCAAGUGGAAAAUGGAAAGGUGUUUCAAAACAUCAGGAAUCUGUAGAUUCUGUACAUGUAUCACGCUCCAAUUCUCUAUAAAAGCAGGGGACAGCCACACUCUUUUCCACCCAGCCCUAGUUUUACUUGAAACUUCUUAACAUGAGAAACAUGAACUAAUUAAUCAUCCUAUUAUAUCUUCUUUGUUUGGUCUCUCAAUUCAAUUCUCUGCAGUGCGUAAGAUAGACAUUUAGGCUAUU